AUGAAGUUGACCGACCUCAUUGAGAAUAUAGAAAAUGAACCACAACCAGAGUCACCAGUGCCUAAAAAUCGACGUGAAAAGUCGCCACUGUUUGGCACUGAGGUAGCAGGUCGUCUACUGCGAAAUACACGAGCUCGUGAGAACCGUGAACUUAAUGGCACCGUCCUUAGGCCACCUCCAACAACAACUCGGGGA
Molecule: messenger RNA, 195 nt
Organism: Anisakis simplex (herring worm)
Lineage: Eukaryota; Metazoa; Nematoda; Chromadorea; Rhabditida; Anisakidae
Source: the annotation of a GenBank genome assembly